CUCUGCCUUUCUUUUCUCAGCCUGUUUAGCGGGGCGAGCCGUUACAAGUAACGCUGGAAGUGAUACUUUUGGCUGCGAUUUCUCUGCCAUUGUUCAGCAAACUCCUGCUAACUCGGUAUUUCUGCUGAGGAGUGUGCUGAAUAUUUCCAGCAACGGUGACACGUGGUGAGUCCACGCAGGGAGGAGGGAGGGAGGGACGGAGGGGGGCUCGGGCAGGACGAGACAUGAAGGCAUCUGAUUGGUUCUUUCCAUUCACACCGAAUAGCAGGGAUUGGUCAGAGUUUUUACAGGCCUGCAGCUGCCACAGAGGUCUGAUUUUUUUCAUUCCUUUUUCUGAACACAUUAUAUAUUGACUACUCUCAGGAUGGAAGGACCAUUUCACCCAGUAUAACAAGAAGUGUUUCUGAACAGGAUUACCAACUAUAACUUUAAAGAGAUGCUCGUAAAACUGUUGACGGAACACCUCGAACUGCAAACAAGGUAAAUUAUGACUCUUUCUAUUAUGAUUUUUUUUUUUUUUUUGUGAUCAAUUUUUUAUUUAUCCAUCGCUUACAUAAUAGGGGAGGAGCAUCCCCACAGCUAAAGAAAAAACAAACAAUUAUUUAUAUACUGGGGAAAAAAACAAACAUAUUCACAUCCAUGAAACCAGCACAGCAAAACAACACCUGCUCCGGUGCCUGGAGCAGGUGUUGUCAAACAUCUCUCAGACAUAAAAAGGAAACUGAACAACUGCUAUCUCCUCCAUCAUGAUGAUAUCCACAGAGACAGCACAGCAUAUACAUAAGAUAUAUGUAUACAAAUGAACUAUUAUGAAUUUUUGAGCCAUGGUGGUUUAAUAUAUGUAAUAGUUUCAGCGGGCCACAUACCACAAAAGUAAACCCAGAAACUAGAAAAAAAAUUUCGCGCAUACACCAGGCUUGGAGACUAAAAUCAUCAGAGAUAUAAGUGCCAUCAAUGCGAGACUUGUGCAUUGUAAAAAAAAACGAUUCACGUGCCGCACUGAAAACGAAGGUCGAGACCCUCCAUGGGGCCCUCGGUCGGCUCCGGGGUAAAAACAUCACAGACGCCUGCGACGCAGAUCUAAAAUACGAGAUUUUUAAAGUGAACUUGAAGCUGACUGAGGCUAACGACAAACUGAAAAAGACUGCUGACAACCUUGGUGCCGCAAAUCAGAUAAUUCGGGACCUUAAGCACCAGCUUCAGGCAUAUAAUCUGAAGCAGGUCCGGACUGCAAAGGCAAACGAGGACCUCCGUCGUCAGGUGGAGAAGGCUCAUGAACAGCUCAAAGAGCCUGUAAGUCAGGUAAACACCGAAGCUCCUGAAGAUAAGGAGUGCAUACCCUCCACCGCAGAGCCUCACGCACCUGCUGCAGUGAGUACAGUGAGUGUGGAGAGCCUGUGUGGGAAUACAACUCCCUCAAAUGAGCGAGAAUAUCCACAGGAGGUGGACCUCCACAUUCCUGAACCGAGUAUCAGGAGGAGGAGGAGGAACUGGUUCGUCAGGGCGUUUAAAGGCAAACGUGCAGAUAAAAAGUUAAGUCAGGUAAACACCAAAGCUCCUGAUGAUAAGGAGUGUGUACCCUCCACUGCAGAGCCUGACACACUUGCUGCAGUGAGUGCAGUGACUGUGGAGAGCCUGUGUGGAGAUAUGACUCCUUCAGAUGCGCUAGAACAUCCACAGCAGAAGGACCUCCACGUUCCUGAACCGAGCGCCAGGAGGACGAGGAGGAGGAACUGGUUUGUCAGGAUGUUUGUAUGCGGACGUGCAGAGGAGUAGAGGUGUGUGGUUCACCCAGCCAUCUGUGGAGGGGAGAUCUCUCUUAGAAUUGCCCCUGCCGAGGUUUCUCCCUUGUUUGGCUGAUGGGAGUUUUUCCUCGUCUUCUCAGAGAGCUUGGGCUGGUGAGAACCAUCGUUGAUGUGGACUAGUGUAUGGCAAAUUGACAUGGCAAUGUAUAUAUUAUAUAUUAUAACAACAACAACAAUAAUAAUAAUAACAUUAUUAUUAUUAUUAUUAUUAUGAAUAAUAAUGAUGUGAAAUCAU
Molecule: messenger RNA, 2040 nt
Organism: Epinephelus moara (kelp grouper)
Lineage: Eukaryota; Metazoa; Chordata; Actinopteri; Perciformes; Serranidae
Exons: 2
Coding region: 955-1776 (273 amino acids)
Source: RefSeq, a predicted model, not a curated record